AGCAUAGCGACCCCAUUUUUUUCCCUCAGUGCUGCUGCUGGUGUUGAGUUUUUUCCGCGUAAUAUGAAACGGCACUUGUGCCCACAGCUCGUACAUGUUUUAGCUUGUAUCCUACGAGCGCAGGGUGCCAGUAGCUCGGCUAAAAGCACCACGCGAACUAUCAGUAAGUGUAAAGCUAAGGACGUAGCCGCAGAACAAUAAACGCUAGUAACACGACAGAGGCAGAGCCACUAGCUUCAUCUAUUCCAAUAGAUACGCAUUAAAAGGAGUUCCUAUCCACUUCAUGCUACACAAGCUGUUUCAACAUUCCUCUUCCUGCGUCUCAAUGGCAAAAUGGCGACUCCCUCGAAAGCUCUCGUAUGCGAUGGUGCCCCCUGCAUCCCUAUUUCUGACCCGGAAAGCCGCACAGUGGAGACUGCGGUACGAGCAGGAUCAAGCGACAGCAGCAGCUCCAGAACAACAUCACCCACGACACCACACGCCGGAUCACGACCAAGGGGAAGGAUACGGACUUCCCGGGGGGAGCUCCAACAUCCAAAAAGGAGGGAGCAGCAGCAGCACUCGACCUCCGGGGACCUGGUCGUGCUCAUCGAAUGUAACAAGCCGACCAAACUCUCCCGGAGGUGUGUAUCAGCAAGACCAAGAAAACUUCGUGCAAAAGUUCGAUUUGAUCAACAUCGCGGAGCGCUGCAACAUCAUGGGCACCUCGAAGUUGGACUAUUCGGAAAUCCGGAAGUGGCACCAGGCGCGGGGGUACCUUGGGGGGAUUGUUAUCCUUUGUAAAAAUUUUCCCACCCCAUAGCUCUUCUUCUUGGUUCUUCUUGUCAUGCAAUGCUGCAUGUCUCUCAUGUGGAGUCCCAUGAAACGCAUUUGCUAUUGCUAGCGCUGUUUCGAAGUUAUUUGUGAUGCUCGAAUCAGGCGCAUGAAACGCUAUUUUUGUGAUGCUGCUGCACUAGCUAAACCCGACUACACUGCGAUCCCAAACUUAUCAUGCGCAACAACAGCUAGAGCCUGUUGAUUUGUGUUGCAGAUUUCCAAACUCUACUACGGUGCCGCGGGGACGUUUUUGUACGGGAUAAUCGUGGUCCGGCAGCUGGAUAACAUGAAGCACAGCAACGACACGGUAGAAACGGGAGACCGGACUGCGUUUGGAAAACUUAUGGACGAUGCUUUUCAGGUAUAUGAUGCAGGUCUUGCAUUACAAAUUUCUUUGUCAAGGCAAAUCAGCAUUACAAAUUUUAUUUCUCAUGCUGAGAAAAUUUGUAAAUGCAUUUACACGAGUACGAUACUUUUGCAGUUCAUAAGGUAUAGCCAUUACUUAUUCUCAGUACUUGCCAUGCAAAUGAUCAACUCCAUAGUUGUAAAAAACGCGACAGAUCAACACAGAUACCGUUCUCGUCAUUUCCACUUGUCCCACAGCACUCCAAAAACAACGGAAUCUUUUCAGGCAAUCUCCGCUUACCUUCCCGCGAACUUCUUCGAAAAAAGUCCCUUCAAUUUCGCCCAUUUGAUCCCCGAGGAGCUGCAGGAGCCGAAGAAAAUCAAGAUGGAAUCCUUCCUCUUUGACAAGCUUGCAAACGAAACCGAAUCGAUGCGGCGGGAGUGCUACUACCUCUACUACGAGAUGUGCGGAAAAACCGGCGAUCGGACCUACGAGGUCUUCAUCCGCGGGACGUUAAUUUGGUCUGAUUGGUGGCGUAUGCAUUGCAAAACAAGUAUCGUACUCGUAUAAAUGCGAGUCUAGCAUGACAGAUCUGCUUUCUGACCUGAAUCUGCAUGACAAAUUUCAUUUUUCUUCUACGAAAAAUUUGUCAUGCAAUUCAUACUAGUACGAUAGGAUACUUUUGCAUUGCAUAUGGUGCAACUUGAACUUCCGGAAGGUUUGGGACACGGAACUAGAAAAGUACAUCCACGCUGGAUUUCUCCGGAAAUCCGACAUUCUGCUGAACGAUUUGGAACCCUUGCUGCAGGACCGGCACGGCAAGAUCAGACUGCAUGGACACUCACUGGGCGGCGCCAUGGCGGAAAUAAUUGGGCUGAAAUUGGAGAAACGAGGUUUCUAUGUGGAGCAAGUGACCUCCUUCGGCGCACCGAAGUUUUUGACCUGCUGUCUGGGCGAUAAUAGUACAUUGGGAGCAACAGCAGAGCCAGAAGUUGUCGUGUUGGAGGAACAGCAUGACAAGAAAGAGAAACCCAGCAGCGACUUUAUCACUAUCACGGCGGCGAACGACCCAGUUUAUGAACUGCAAAAGUAUCGUACUACUUGUACUUGUAGUAAUCGCAGUCAUGCAUUGCAAAUCUUUAUCCCUCCAAGGCAAAACAGCAUGACAAAUUCCAUUUGUCAUGCUGAGCUAAUUUGUAUUGCAAUUACUACUAGUACGACACUUUUGCAGUUCAUACAGUUCCUUACAUGCCGAUUGAAGGCCCGGCAUCUUGCUGGUUCAAGGGCUGGUAUGUGAGCUACGGAAAAAGGUUUCAUCUUGAAGACUCCGGUUCUCAUGAUGUUUCAGCAGAAUCACAUCAGCAACCUGACAAGCAGAACUACACACUUUUCCCUUUCGGCUCCUUCCUCCACUGGCUCCAGAAUUCGUUCCUCGUCGUCCCGUUUAGCAACCCGGACUCGCACCGAUUGAAACAUUACAUCAAACUGUUGGAGGACGAGGAAAGCCGUUUCUCCUCUGUUGCAGACACUGACGGCGCAGAUGAACAACGGAAAAAAGUAGGAGCAGAGACAGCAACUAGUUCGGCACAGGAAGUCGCAGUGGCACCAGAAGAUCGGGGACUGCAACUGCCUGAGCUACAAAUCAACUCGAGCGAAGAGGGUGAUGUGGUGGGAAUAAAGCAGCUGUUGCAGCAGACAACAGGCGACGUGCCUCCAAGUCCACCCGAGCCUCUUCCUCGUCCUGCCGCGCAUGAGGUGCUUAGAGAGCCUGUCGAAGUCACUUCGAAGUCCGGCGCACUUCAGUAGAGGCUUCUCCGUGGAGAAAAGGAGCUCAGCCGACAAGGACAACCUCGAGGGAGCUUUUGCUCUUUCGUCCUCGUCUUAAAAAUGCCGAUCCUGUUAUUAUUCUAUUGCAACAAACAUGAUCAUAGCACAUAAUUAUUGCGCACGAACUGCAAUUGAAAUUGCAUGCACUGUCUACUACAUUUGACUCUUCGCGGCGCAUAUUUAUUUUACUA
Messenger RNA from Amoebophrya sp. A120, 3180 nucleotides. The record is from the annotation of a GenBank genome assembly. NCBI's taxonomy places the organism in Eukaryota, Dinophyceae, Syndiniales, Amoebophryaceae.